GUCUCCUUCAACAAUCAUGAUUGUAUCCAUUUCAGCCUUCUGUCUAGAUUCCAUUUAUAGCCUUUCAUAGUCUUAGAAUACAGAUCGCUUUGAUAACGAUCUGUCGUGGUCUCCAAGUAUACAUUAGACCUUUACUCAGCCCGUGCAACGCAGGCUGUCCGUCAAAACGGGUCCAGUGAGUAUUGCGACAGUCUGUACAUUCGCCGUCAUAAGCACGACACAUGACAUAUAUACACGACCGACAGGGGCUGAAUAGCAGUCAAAGAACUGAAGGUCGUUGUGCAUUAGCAUAUUCAUGCCCUCUUGGUAGACAUGAAGAUGCGUUGGAUCGCUUAGGGAUCUUCAAACGAUAUCGAACGCCCUCAGCCGUCGACACCCUGACAGUCAAUGCCACACAGACAACACCUGAGAACCGCUUCUUCUCCAAUCUCAUUGUCUUUGCAUUACAAGAUCAGAAUGCGAAACGCAACCUACUGUCCGCGCGUGGUGAUACCGCCAAUAAACUCUUGAAUUUGAUGCUGCAGAUGUUUGAUGAUCCCGCUGCUCUUCCUCCCUCCUAUGAUACCGAUAUGGUCCUUCCCAGGUAUCGCAUCAGGCUGCGACGAUUACUAGUUCGCUUGUCCAAGGGGUCAGCUUCCCUUCCUUCGCCCUUGUUGAUCAGGGGCGUUAAGGCCCGCAGCAUGGAUCCAGUUGAUACAGGAGGAGGCUAUUCUGAUGUGUAUACUGCGUCGCAUCUGGGGCAAAAAGUCGCAUUGAAGCGCCUCAGAAGAAUAUCUCCCUCCGGCGAAAUCGGUUCAAUUCAAGCCACCAAUCCCGUGUUUUGCAAAGAAGUUUUGAUAUGGCGAACUCUUAGUCAUCUUCAUAUCCUGCCAUUACUGGGACUUGAUCCAGUAUCCGUGAAGUCAUCCUUAUGCAUGGUAUCUCCUUGGAUGGAGAGCGGAAAUAUUAUGCGAUGCAUACGACGUCUGUCUGAAGAAGGGAUAGAGAUUCCAUACGACCGCUGGAUUAUCGAAACGAUUAAGGGUGUGAUGUACCUUCAUCAAGAAGAAAUUGUUCAUGGUGAUCUACGCGGGGCCAAUAUACUCAUCGACAGCAACCUGUCAAUCCAGAUUGCUGACUUUGGAUUAUCUCGGCUUCUAGACCUAAGUUCUGAACGCUCUGACUCUACUCAUGGCGCUACCAGAUGGCUGGCACCGGAGAUUGUCAUUCAUUUUUCCAAAUCAAUGUAUACGAGUGACAUGUAUGCCAUCGGUUGCUUGUGCAUGGAGAUAUUCACUCGCGAGAAACCUUAUUCUUCUUUACUAGAAUGCCAGGUGCCUGCGGCAAUGUCUCGCGGAAAGCCUCCUUAUUCGAUGAUUAAUGUUCUUCCUCCUUACCUGCAAGGACCCGUGGAAGCAUGCCUUAGCUUCGAUCCCUCUGAACGUCCAAUCAUCGAGGCCUUUGCCCAAACUCUCGGCAUCCGCCCACCAUCCCCACCGUGCUCAGUAGUUGUUCCUCAAGAAGAAAUUUUGGCUGCCGACAUCGAGACGGAAAUCAUUUCACCAGAAGCCCUCCAUACCUUGGACACCAAAUCAGAGAAAUUUCAAAGUACCAUGCACGAUGUGCGGAACCAGAAACACGCGGAGGCGUCCUUGUCGACAAUCCUGACUAUUGCAAUCGGCGAUAAAGAGUCUUCCUUGGCUUCACUGACACUUGCGAUGAUGAUUCUGGAGCACACACUUCGGCUUUGGAUACCGAGCGAUACGCGGACCUGGCCCCAUCUUGCUGGAAAACCUUCUUUAUCGGGAUACAUAUCGACGACAACCCCUACUCCUUCCGCUUCUUCUCUAUGCCUUCCAAAUGCAACGCGGAGUCACACUCGCUCAUCUGCCGCGACUUGGCGGAGUCGAAAAGAUGGGUAUCGGGUAUACCAAUGCAUGGACGCGAAGCAGGUCGUCCUGGGAUAUGAUGAUUCUGUCAAGAUUUGGGACGGAGAAUCCUAUAUAGAAAUAUCUGACACGGGUAUCCGCGAGUUGAAACAGGCCCGUCAUGAUGAGCUCGGGAAUAUGAGCUCAGCUCAAGAAGGAUAUUCCUCCUCGGAUGUCGCUAUAGCCGUAUUCGAUCCUGGCAUGAACGGGUAUCUGGAUGAUGAAAGCAUUUGGACAGUCACAUACCCCGAUGACCAGACCACUAGCAGGAAGGUGGUGCUACGCGUAUGGGACCUCCACGAUUAUUCUGAUAUCUCAAUGCCAACUAUCGACAACAGCACUUGGACCGGUUCGAAUCUUUGUGACGAUGGUAUGGAUGGUACCAUCGCACUAUGGGACUGCGAAAGCGGGCAAGCUUACAGCCUCUCAGUGGGACACGCGGUGACCCUAGAAUGGCGAUGGCCCGCCGGGAGGUGAAACGUCUCACCAAUACACCAUGCAGAUCUUUUCUAUCUAUGUGAAUUUUCCAGUACGGUGGACAUUGUUUACAGAUCGAUGGAUUCGGUUCGUCACUAUAUUCUGCCUUGAUGUGUUUGUGUAUUUUCUUGACCCGACUUUUCAAUGUCUCCUCUUGGAACACUGGUAGAACUCUCUACCGUCCUCAUUUGGGGUCCAUAUUAUUUAGCUGACAUAGCUAGAUAACAACUCUACCCGUAGAAUGAUGGAGGAAAACCCAAAAACUCACACUGCUCUUUCUCUUUGAAAUUAGUCAUGAAGCUUGGCCACUGUAGCUGUCUCAACGGCUUCGAAUUUACAUUGAAUUCCGUCACCGGAUUCCAUCGGCUCUGUCUCGCCAACUGCGCUGCUGACUCGCGGAAGCCUUUCGCAAUGAGAAACGCAAGGUCGGGAUUAGGGUUGAACGUGCGCGAGAAGGACGUCCAGAUAUCCACCAUCUGUUGCAUGAAGGGUAGGUCGAUAUCAUCGCGGUAUGGUCGGUCGGUCGUGCUGGGUAGAUUGCCGAAGACGUAGAACAACUCGCCGGAAUGACACCUGACGAAAGAUUCAGUCAGUCAUGACAUGACAUAUAAAGUUGAUACUGAGCAUUGAACGCACUUGUAGUAUUCCUUAGUCGUAUCGCCAAGUGGAUGGGUAUCAUCUAUCGGUGCUUCACAAUUAGGGAAGUUUGGGUCAAACCCAGGUGUCUGAUAACUCCUGUUGAACUCGUAAAACCAAAUGCUCUUGAACAAGUUAUGUUUCACGCC
Messenger RNA from Somion occarium, 3169 nucleotides. NCBI's taxonomy places the organism in Eukaryota, Fungi, Basidiomycota, Agaricomycetes, Polyporales, Cerrenaceae. The record is from the annotation of a GenBank genome assembly.